AUGAGUGCAUAUUCAGAGGAACAUAAUAGGUAAAGGAUAUUAAAUUAAUUGAUUUGAAGGGAGAAUUCAAAUGAGCCGUAAAGGAAACAAGAGAAUAACAAGAAAGUUUAAGAAUAUCCAGAGGAAUGGCCUAUGAAUCCAUCUCCACGAUGUACUCCUAUGCAAUAUUAAUAAUUCUUUCCUCAUAUUCCUCCUCCUUUUGAUCUUGAAAACAAAGGUAUGACGGGGAUUUAAUCAGGCUACACUGACUAUGAUGUUUAGAAAUAUUUAAAUAGUGAGAAAAAGGGUUAAAGUAGCUAUGCUUUUAGAAAACAUUCAUUAGGUGAAGUUCCAUAAAUAGAUCAUAUUGAGGAUGACCCUCAUAGAAAUGGCUAUCCAUUUGGUUAUUAUUAAAUGAAAUAUCCACCACCACCACCACCAUAAGCUAUGAUGAUGAAAUAUCCAUCUAAUUAAUAGUUUAUGGUUCAACAAUGGUAUCAACCGAGACCUCCAUAAUAAAUGAUGCCACCAUAUUGUUAUUAUCCACCUUUGUAUGACGGUCUUCAAUGUUAGAAUACUGUUUCAAAAGAACUUCAAUCUAAAGUCUAUUAAUUAGUCUCAUAUCAAAAAGUUUCUGAUUUUUAGUGCAACUGUAAAAAAAGUAAAUGCCUCAAACUUUAUUGUGAAUGUUUUGCCAAUAAUGGGGUAUGAUAUAACUUCCUAAAUUUAUACAAAAAGGUAUGUUCAUAGAGUUGUAAUUGCCAAGAUUGUAAAAAUAGAAUUGAUAAUCCUUAAGAAAGAUCAAAAGCCAUUGAAGAAGCCUUGUUAAGAAAUGCUGAUUCUUUUGCCUAAUGUUUUUCUACUAAAACACCACCUUAAUUUGUUUAAUAAGGUAUUCUUUAAUUACAUCUAAGAUAAACCAAUUAAAGAACCAACUAAAGAUAAUUCUACUCUUAUACGUAAAGGAUGCAAUUGUAAGAAAUCUGGAUGCAAAAAAAAAUAUUGUGAAUGUUAUAGUCAAAAUAAUAAAUGUAAUGAUCUUUGUAAAUGUGAACAUUGUUUAAAUAAAACUGAUGCUGACAUACAAUCUUAAUUAGAAUAAGGUUAAGAAUGUUUAUAAAAUAAAAGCAAUUCUAAAUUAAAAAAAGUUAAACUUGAAAAAAAUGAUGAAGCUAGUAAUUCCCCACUUGUCUAAUUAGAAAUUAAUCUAAAAAAAAACAAUUAGCAUAAAAUAAAAAAAUAAGAGAAUAAUUGA
This is a messenger RNA of Paramecium sonneborni, 1234 nucleotides long. The record is from the annotation of a GenBank genome assembly. Lineage: Eukaryota; Ciliophora; Oligohymenophorea; Peniculida; Parameciidae.